UCAUGGUUACUCAUCACAUUUAGCUUCACAGAUAAAAUUAGUAAACUGUAAAACUACUACACGUCCACUGAGAAGGAAUGGUCUAGAAACACGAUGCAGCAGCAAAUCGCUUUUAUGGGUGAAAUCUCGCGAGAUUAGCGGAUCAACUGUAGGUACGUGAGAUCACAAUCUCGCGAUAUUUCAUAGUCUUCUUCGCCACCGUAGGCGGCCGUGUGGGACAGUGCUUCAUGGCGGUAGCGGGUUUUGUGAUUCUGAACAGUAAAUAAACUAUUAGAGGGCUCCCAGGAUUUUUCUUCACAAGUGACCUGCAUUAGGACACCUUAGUAGAGAGCAAAGGGACGUGGAAGAGAGCAAAGCUUAUCUCUUGACUGUACUAUAAUUCCAAAGCCAAUGGCAGAACAAAUUGGGUUCAAACCUCCUUAAGGGGGGCUCUGCAUCACUGGAGUUCAUUUGAGCAAAGGGAGGCAAGGCUCUGAUGAUGGAGAAUGGACAGAGCACAGCCUCGAAGCUUGGCCUGCCGCCUCUCACGCCCGAACAGCAGGAGGCCCUGCAAAAGGCAAAGAAGUAUGCCAUGGAGCAGAGCAUCAAGAGUGUGCUGGUCAAACAGAGCCUUGCUCAGCAGCAACCGAUUAACAACCUCCAGGUACCUGUAGAUAACUUGGAUGGCUUUUGGACACACCUCCUUGUAUCUGCAUGCAGUUUCGGAGAGAUGGCUGCAAAUAUACCCAAUUCCAUACAGAUGGCCUCACUGACCAUGGCUGGCUUCGGUGACUCGCUUUCACCCUUACAGUCGGUUGCAGCACAGCGGCAGCGAGCGCUUGCCAUAAUGUGCCGUGUUUACGUAGGCUCAAUCUACUACGAGCUUGGAGAGGAUACCAUUAGACAAGCAUUCGCUCCUUUCGGGCCAAUCAAGAGCAUUGACAUGUCCUGGGACUCGGUUACACUAAAGCACAAGGGUUUCGCAUUUGUAGAGUAUGAGGUACCGGAGGCAGCACAGCUGGCAUUAGAGCAGAUGAAUUCGGUCAUGUUAGGGGGGAGAAACAUUAAAGUUGGACGACCUAGCAACAUUGGUCAGGCUCAGCCGAUCAUAGACCAGUUAGCCGAAGAAGCCCGCGCCUUUAACAGAAUCUACGUAGCUUCUGUGCACCCUGACCUGUCAGAUGACGACAUCAAGAGCGUCUUCGAGGCCUUUGGGAGAAUCAAGUCCUGUAUGCUGGCACGGGAGCCCACGACAGGAAAACACAAGGGCUACGGCUUCAUAGAGUAUGACAAGGCCCAGUCAGCGCAGGACGCAGUGUCCUCUAUGAACCUGUUUGAUUUGGGUGGUCAAUAUCUACGUGUGGGCAAGGCAGUCACCCCGCCCAUCCCAAUGCUGGCGCCCACCGCACCGGGGGGCCUUCCCCCUGCUGCUGCUGUAGCUGCUGCUGCAGCAACUGCCAAAAUCACCGCCCAGAUGGCAUGGAAUCUUUCCACUCCGGAGAAUCGGACAGAAGACUUCCUCAACUGUCUGGAAGCGGUGGCUGGUGCAUCAAUCCUAGGGGCAAUGACGGCCGGCUCUGUGAACCUGCCACAGAUCCCCCAGGCCGUUAUGGCAGCCCAAGCCCCAGGGGUCAUCACAGGUGUGACACCAGCACGCCCUGUAAUACCCCAAGUGGGCCUGGUGAACCCUGUCCUGGCCUCUCCGCCGGUGAUCUCUGCCGCUGUGGCUGCCGCACAGGAGGCCAAAGAGAAGAAAGAUAAGGAAGAGGAGGAAGCAGCCCUAGACGGGACAGGCCAGGAGAUGCUCAGUGAACAGGAGCACAUGAGCAUCUCGGGCAGCAGUGCCAGACACAUGGUCAUGCAGAAACUGCUGAGGAAGCAAGAGUCAACAGUUAUGGUGCUCAGGAACAUGGUAGGCCCCGAAGACAUAGACGAUGACCUGGAAGGUGAGGUAACUGAAGAAUGUGGAAAGUUUGGUGCUGUCAACAGAGUGAUUAUUUACCAGGAGAAGCAGGGGGAGGAGGAGGAUGCAGAGGUCAUCGUUAAGAUAUUUGUGGAGUUUUCAGCAGCAUCCGAGAUGAACAAGGCCAUACAGGCGCUUAACAACCGCUGGUUUGGAGGUCGGAAAGUCGCUGCUGAGGUUUACGACCAGGAGCGGUUUGACAACAGUGAUCUCUCGGCAUAGACUGGAAAAAAAUAAUCCAACCCCUUCUACAGUGACCUGCUCUCUUGUGUCUCUCACACACUUACUGAUACCGCUGCUGACCACUAUUCCCAGUGGUGCAGGCCCCACUUUUUAACCUGUAAUUAUUUUUUAUUGAUGUUGAUAUUAAUAUUAUUGCAGAUCCAGUUUGGGGACAAACGCAAACACUCAUGGAAUUUUUUUUUAAUUUUUUUUUUUUUUAAUCACUGUUGUGUACUGUGAAGGACUGGAAAUGUUUUUGUAUUGGUUAUGUUUCCCCAUCAGUUAUAGUUUGGAUUAGGUUGCAGGUUUUUUUUUUUGUUUUGUUUUUUGUUUUGUUUUUUAUUCCAAAAUAUACUUUUUUCAGAAGAUUCAUUAUCUUGUUAUAACUUUCGGUUCUGAAUGUCCAGAAAAUAAAUUCUUCAAACAUGACACCUUCUGUGUUGAUUGACCAUCACUUGGCUCAAUAACCAAACACUGAUUUAGUGGUGUUGAAUGUGGUGUCAAAUCUUAGUUUGUCACUUUUUUUUUUCCUUUUUCCAAUUAGCGUUUUGACUAAGAGGAAUAAUCCACAAUCAAGUCAUCCUGCAACAACUAAUCAAUAAUAGUCAACAAAGAAUUUCAUUGAUUAGUUAGUUGAUUAUUAUCAAUGAUUAGUUGAACUGUGUUAUGAAGCAUGCUAUGGCAAAACCUCUAUGAAAAUGGUGUGUUUACAUGAUGACUUGAUCUCGGAGAAGCUAUUUUUGCUCCUCAUCAAUCUAGGAAUGCUUAAACAACUUUAGAGGUUUUAUUGCUAAAAGAAAUUUAAAUUUAUCAUUCUACAGUGAGAAGGAUUGUGUUCAAGUUAUGAGCCUUCGAGGUAGUUGCCUGGUUUCUCAGGAGUGGCCAAGUUCAGACUGUUUAAUGCACAGAGAUCAGACCCAAGAGCUUCAUCGUGUGACCUGCAUGCUUUUGUUAACUCUUUGAAUGUUUGUGUUCAUGAUUGACACAGUCAGAAAAAGGUACAACACGCAGCUUCCGUGGAAGGGUGGCUAGGAAAAGGGCCUUAUCUCCAAAAAGAAUAAGACCGCAUGAUUAAGUGUUGUGAUAAUGCCUCUAAAUAAACCAUUAAAGGUUUGGAUCUGUAUCCUUUGGAGGCCAAGCGGUAGCUGACAAUCAUUAUACCUGCUGCUUAGCAUGAAGGGAUAAUGAUUUGGACAUGUUUUACAACCACAUAACUUUGCACAAUUAGUUAUUGAGAUAAUGAACAAAUCCACUUUAUAUAUGAGAAUUUUUUUUUAGAGACAAAUCUGCAACAGGACAAUGAUAACAGUCACACCAGGAGGAGACAAAAAAAUGUGUUGUAAUAGCCAAGUUAAUGUGAGUUCUGUACAUAAAUGAUUCCCUUCGAACAUCAGUAAUCCAAGCAAUGCUGUGAAGAAGAUUGGGCCAGAAGUUCUUCACAACACAUUGAAUUAUUGAGUGUACUGAUUUUUUAAUUUUUUUUCCUACCUGGCUUUUGAAUUUUGUUCUUUUUGUGGGGAAUAAAAACAUUUGUUAUCACCUGA
Molecule: messenger RNA, 3708 nt
Organism: Tachysurus fulvidraco (yellow catfish)
Lineage: Eukaryota; Metazoa; Chordata; Actinopteri; Siluriformes; Bagridae
Gene: puf60a
Product: poly-U binding splicing factor a
Exons: 14
Coding region: 476-2164 (562 amino acids)
Biological process (GO): mRNA splice site recognition; alternative mRNA splicing, via spliceosome; regulation of alternative mRNA splicing, via spliceosome
Cellular component (GO): catalytic step 2 spliceosome; precatalytic spliceosome
Molecular function (GO): RNA binding
Source: RefSeq, a predicted model, not a curated record